AUGCAAUACCGCAUCGCUUUGAUAGGCCUCUUGGCCACCGCGCUUUUCCAUUUGGUAGAAAACGUGGAAGGGACAAAUUUGAUUGUGAAAGUGGUUACGCCCGAGGAGAUGAAUAAAAUACUCGAGGAAUAUCCGGAUGCUGUAGAGAUGACGGCGACAAAGACAGCAAUUGAAGGUCGUUCGAUGCAUCGGCAGGCCAGGAGUGUGACCACCUAUACUUUGGGUACCGGAAGGGUUUCUGGUGACAGUUUAGUGUCGAGUGAAUCGAGCACAAACGACUUUGAUGUUGCAACUACAGUGUCAGCAAAUAUAAGAUAUCCCAGCACUGGCACUGGCGCGGUCGUAACCUAUGUGAAAAUCAAUGUAUAUCAGAGCAAUAGCGAUGGACGCGCUUAUGUGACUAGUGGUGGAAUUGGUUCGACGCACGUUGCUAUUACUAUAGAGGCAGUGAAGACAUACUACUUUGAUUUGUAUACUUUUGUUUAUGGAAAAUAA
Messenger RNA from Anastrepha obliqua, 495 nucleotides. RefSeq lists its product as uncharacterized. The record is from RefSeq and is a predicted model, not a curated record. NCBI's taxonomy places the organism in Eukaryota, Metazoa, Arthropoda, Insecta, Diptera, Tephritidae. The transcript is spliced from 2 exons. The coding region runs from base 1 to 495 and encodes 164 amino acids.